AUGUCUGACGACGAAGACGACACCCCCAUCGCCUGGUCCAUAAGCCUUAUGGAACUUCCCGCGGAAGUCUACAUCAAGAUUUUCCUCACUCUCUUCAAUCAACAGAGUGUCGUCGCACUCCGCCUUACCUGUCGCAAGCUUGAGGGCGUAUACCAGCGCAUCGCCGAGACGGUCCGUGUUGACCAGUGCGAGCGCAUCGUCGCGCCUGUUCGAAACUUUCUUGAGUUUCUCGACCGCUUCAAGCUCCCAAAUGACAGGGUGCGACACCCUCCUCCGGGCGGCUGGCCGCACAUCCAGCCAGGUCCCGGCAAUGCACUUGAGUCCAAGACGCCUUUCGCCCUUGACAUUCUGCGCCAUCUCUCCUACAUAUACGACCCGGAGCCGCAGUUUGACUACUAUGACGGAUGCGUCACUCACCGAAGCACCAUGGUUGACUAUUCGGAGGCCGACGCCUACCAAGGCGGUCAAGAAGACCUGUGGCUUGAAGAAUCCGGUUUCGUGGGAGACGAUCAUCCACCACCAUCGGAAGGGCGUCACAUACUCACACUAGCCGAUGGCUGGGAGGGCCCCGGCCACUGCAUCUACAUCGAUACCUGGACCGGGCUCGUCUACGAAGACGAGGAGGAGUGCGGCCCCUGCGCCCCCAUAAUUCUGGCCCAAGACUUCUUUUCGGAUCGCAUCAAAUCUCUGAAGCGGUUCGACGAGGUCUUUGUUCCGGGCGACCAUACCAUCUACAGACGCCAAGCGCAUUAUGAACGUGAGAUGCCGUGGCGGAAUGGACAUUUCUGGGAUCGCGAGGAACGCUAUGUCGACUAUGACCCAGAUGACGACCCCUACGACGCUGAGGCGAUGGAGAGACAGGGAGAGCACGACGGAACGAAUCAGGAAUUUGGCUGCAUGGAGGACGCGGACUGGAUCCGACACCUUUACUUCAAGCAUGGCUGGCCGGGGGAGAACUGGGACAAGGAGGCCUGCCUGCAAGCGAUCAGGGACUUUGUGGAUCGCCGGCGCCAACGGAGUGGGCGAUGGUAG
Messenger RNA from Verticillium nonalfalfae, 1032 nucleotides. RefSeq lists its product as uncharacterized. The record is from RefSeq and is a predicted model, not a curated record. Lineage: Eukaryota; Fungi; Ascomycota; Sordariomycetes; Glomerellales; Plectosphaerellaceae. The transcript has a single exon. Bases 1 to 1032 code for a protein of 343 amino acids.